Ipomoea nil (Japanese morning glory) is the source of this 1194-nucleotide messenger RNA. RefSeq lists its product as uncharacterized. The transcript is spliced from 2 exons. Lineage: Eukaryota; Viridiplantae; Streptophyta; Magnoliopsida; Solanales; Convolvulaceae. The coding region runs from base 18 to 725 and encodes 235 amino acids. The record is from RefSeq and is a predicted model, not a curated record.
UCCGAUCAGCAUCAACAAUGAUUCCGCAGAGGAAUCCAGAAGAUACGGCGAUCUCCACAGCCGUUCCGCAGCGGAAUGGAGGAGCUCGUUCGUCGAUUCCGAUCAAUCCGCAGAGGAUUCCGAGUUUGGAGCAAUCAGCCGCAGCGGUUGUAUAUCUCCAUCUGAAAUACGUUCAGAGAGCCAUGGCUUUGAAGUGCGUGGACUCAAUUGAGCGAGAGUUUCUGGAUCAAACACAUUCUCUGCCAGGCGCGAAUCUGAAUCGGAGAACUGUCUUGCUACGAUUCUCAUCUGAGAACGAUUGCAGAAGGGCUUGGUUGCGAAAUCAAAUGCUAAUUGCGGAUAACCGGAUGUGGAUGUCGCGAUGGAUGCCGGAGCAGAUCGUCUACCCCAAUCGUGAUUCUCCCCUGACUCUGGUAUGGCUUCAAUUGCCUCUGCUACCCAUUCAUUUGUUCAAUUUUGAUAUGUUAUCUCGCAUAUGUGAACCAAUUGGAAGAUUGGUAGAGCUUGGUUCGGCCACAGUCAGACGAACUAGACCAAAUAUGGCAAGGGUGAAGAUUGAAAUCGAUGUGUCUAAAUCUGUUUUUGAUUGCAUUUGGAUUGAAUUUGGUGAAGGAGGAGGUUUGGAUGGGUUUUGGCAGAAAGUUGAGGUGGAAAGACUACCGAAUUUUUGUAUUGUAUGUGGCCGGUUCGGUCACCUGGUGGGGAAUUGCAAGCAACUGAGGUGAGGUUAAGAAGAAGAGAAGAAAGGGGCACAUCACCUACUUGUAAAAAUGUCCCAAUGACUCCUGAAGUUAUAAGAAAGGAAGAUGGCCAAACAUUUGAGGAGAAUCAGGGGCCUGAUGUGGAUGAUUCAGGCCAAGGUACAGAAAAAGUAGAAGCUGAUAUAAGCUUUAAGGACAAUGAGAGGAAGAGCCCUAAUCAGAGGGGUCUUGUCACAAAAACUGUCAAACUGGCUUGAAGCAAAAUGAGCCUUGUGAAGCAUAAAUAUAUGCAGUGAGUAGUUCUAAAAGGAAGCUGGAUCAGGCUGCUGAGUCUCCUGAGUUGAGGCCUAAUCUGGAAGCAAAAUUGGCAUCAUUAGCAAGUGAAGAAUUUACCAGCAUCAACAUUCUCAUAUUAUUGCUUCUAUUAGCAUUUUCUAUUCUCUCUUUAGUACAUGAUUGCUGAAAGCCUAUUCUUGGGGCAUUGGUCUUCUUG